Molecule: messenger RNA, 5184 nt
Organism: Boeremia exigua
Lineage: Eukaryota; Fungi; Ascomycota; Dothideomycetes; Pleosporales; Didymellaceae
Exons: 10
Biological process (GO): regulation of transcription by RNA polymerase II
Cellular component (GO): Rpd3S complex
Source: RefSeq, a predicted model, not a curated record
UUUACGGCACUACUUCUCUUGAUCAUGAAAGGUCACGCCUCCCUUCUAGUCCGCAUCCUGACUCACAACAUACGCUACGCGACUGACUCUCCAUUCAAAGGAGAAAAGCCUUGGUCCGAAAGGAAAGAUUUCAUUGUCAACGAGCUGAAAUUCCACACCCUGCACAACCCAGAGGCUUUUAUUUGCCUGCAAGAAGUACUACACGAGCAGCUGCUCGACAUCCUCACUAGCUUGAACAGCACCAAAUCCCCAACAGCAUCAUCGUCAGAACGAGGUGAAUGGGCAUAUAUUGGCGUAGGCCGAGACGACGGUCAACAGAAGGGCGAAUAUAGCCCUAUCAUCUACCGCCCCUCGGUGUGGCAAAUCGAGAAGUGGAAGACAAUCUGGCUCUCGCCCACCCCCGACAGGCCAGGAAAAGGAUGGGAUGCUGGCAGCGUCCGGAUCGUCACCGUCGGCACGUUUCUGCACAGGGGCAGUAAGAAGAAGGUUGUAGGGCUGUGCACGCAUUUCGACAAUGCGGGGGAAGUGUCGAGGCGCGAGAGCGCGAAGAUGGUGGAGCGGAUUGUGACCGAUGCUGUCUCUCUGUUGACUUCUGAUGGAAAAGAGAGAGUUCCGGUGUGGUUGGCAGGGGACCUGAAUAGUGAGCCUAAUGGUGAGGCAUAUCAGAUCCUUACCCGUAAGGAUUCGCUAUUGCGGGAUUCGAGGGGACUGGCGCCGUGGAGGUACGGCAACGAACUGACCUGCUCUGGGUUUCAGGAGGACGAGUUGAACUACACGCUCGCGAACCCCGAUACCUUGACCAAGUACAAGGUCGCGGCCGACAUCUCCCAGAAGGUUCUCAAGGAAGUUUCCGGAUGGAUCUCCGAGGGCGCCAGCAUUGUCGAGCUCUGCGAGCGCGGCGACAAGCUUCUCGAUGAGGAGAUUGGCAAGGUCUACAGGGGAAAGAAGAUCCUCAAGGGCAUUGGCCACUGCACCACCAUCUCGCCCAGCUCUUACGUCACACCGUACACUCCCCUCAAGUCCGAUGGUGAGGAGUCUGCCGUUACACUGAAGGCCGGCGAGGUUGUCAAGAUUCAGCUCGGUGCUCAGAUCGAUGGCCUGGCCGCCAUCGUCUGCGACAAUGUUGUUGUUGGUGGCGAGAUCACUGGCGAAACGGCGGACUUGUUGUUGGGUACAUACUACGCAAACGAGCUUCUCCUGAGGCUGAUGGUCCCCCCCGGUCUCGUUGCGCACGGCGAUGAGGAGGAGCAGAAGAAGAAUGCUGCCCGCAAGCCCUACACACAGGGCCAGAUGACCCAGAUGCUCGAGAAGGUCGCCAAGGCUUACGGCCUGAACGUUGUCGAGAGCACCACCAUCUGGCAGUUCGAGCACAACGAGAUUGAGUCCAAGAAAAAGAUCAUUCUUUCCCCCGGCGAGGGUGUCCGUGGUGAGGGCCUCCCUGAUGUUGGCGAGGUCUGGGGAGUCGAGGUUGGUCUUUCGCUCGGAAGCGGAAAAGUCAAGAGCAACGGUAACAGGACCACCCUUCACCGCCGCACAGCCAACACUUUCGGUCUCAAGCGCCCUACCUCAAGACAGCUCCUGUCCGAGGUCGUCAAGAGGUUCGGCACUUUCCCCUUCUCUCUGCGCCAGAUCGAGGACGAGAAGGUCGCCAAGGUCGGCGUUGUAGAGUGCGUCCGUGGCGGUGUUCUCCGCCAGUACGAGGUCGUUGUCGACAAGGACAGCAAGCCCGUCGCAAGGUUGUUCUCCACCAUCGCUGUCACCAAGAACGGUAUCCAGCGUCUGGCCCAGCCCCCUGCUCUUGACCUCGAGAAGGUCAAAUCUGACAAGAAGAUCGAGGAUGAGGAGAUUCUAAAGAUCCUUGAGCAGCCCGUUGGCAAGGCCUCUGUCAAGAAGAACAAGAAGAAGAAGAAGCCCGCCAAGAAGGCUGCCGCCGGCGAGGCUGCCGAGGAGGAGGGCGAUGACGAAGCUCGCACUGAACUUAGUUCUAUUGAUAUUCCUCGACUGCCAAAGAGACACUGCUGUGGUGUUGGUGCAUUCAGCUGCACACUCAAUGUGCACUCUGCCAGUCUCGCCAUGCCGUCGCUGCGCAAAAGCGGCCGUCCUCCCAGGCCCAGGUCCACCACCAUCACCCCGCACAACUCGCCCACCAACACGCCCAGCGCCGUAAAGGAGAAGACCCAGCGAUCGAUCAUGGAUUGGGCAGAACCCUCGGUCCAGAACCCAGCGCCGUCAUUCGAAGAGCACGGGUUUGCUCGUCACGGCGUGCUGGAGCAAAUGGCGCCCCUGGGGCAGCCUCCCUCCGCAAAGGUGAAGCAGCGCACGCGCAUCAUGGGCGGUGACGCAGCUGCGCGAAAGUCGCUGGCGGGUAAAGGCAGUUUUCCGGGAGACGACGUUGGGUCCACGCCUGAGGUCACUCCGGCUCCUGAGCUUGAGCCAGACGAUUCAGAGAAGCAAGAGGAGGAGGACCUGCCCCUGGAGCUUCCACCACAGGACGAGGACGAGGACGAUGACUACAUCCCUGGCAAAUCCAAGAAGAAGACGCCAGCAUCCAAGACAGCCGUCAGGGGCAAACAACCCGCGCAAGGAAAGACGUUUGGUGAGGCGAACUCGCCGGUCAAAGCGGGCACACCCCGAGUCGCGUCCGCCCCGGCAAGCCCCGCAGUGCAAGCUGUAGAGCAACCGCGAGACACCGAAAUCUCACAGCGUGCGCAGAUCGCCCUACUGGCUGCGGCAGAGUCAGCCAAUGCAAACCAUAAUCCUCGGCUUAGUGAGGUUCUGAAGCAGCUGAGGGCAAUGAGCAAGAGCGACCCGGCUAUGGCGUUCGUAAUCGACGCCAUCUGUAAACAGAAGCAGACCCCCGAGCAGUGGGCCCAAUUUCGGGACAGCAUCAAGACACUGAAGAAAUCAGGGAAGAAGCAGCGAAAGCACCAGCAGCGGAACGGUGACCUCGCCACAGCGAAAUCCGACACCCCAAAGUUCAGCCAACAGCCCUCUCCUAGGCCCAGUAGCGAGCUAGCCCCUGACGACUCGGUGUCUGCCUAUGGAGACGAAGCUAUGAUGGAAGAUGCAUAUCCAGGUGCAGACUCAACCGCCGGGGCACUGCCUUCGCCCCAUCCACUCAGCACAGCUCCAACUCUUCCAGCGAUCGAGCCUUCGAUCGAAACAGUGCCACGACAGCCUUCAAAGUCGCCCCGCAAGAAGCACACCGCGAACGACUAUCUGGCUCCUUCCAGUGAGAUGGAUGUGGAUGGUGGCGCUUCUUCAGCUGUCCCAACGCCGGCAGAACAUACGCCUGAUGCAGGUGAUGGGAGUGAUUCCGAGCUCUCCGAUGUCAACGAAGAGAUUGUGCAGAAGGGACCGCCAACACCCGCACAGCCGAAAGGGAAAGUCUCGACUCCAAUGCCUGCAGCUUCAAAGAAGAGCAAGUCUGCAGGCCUUAGCCGUGGCGGGAAGAAGCAUGCAAACAAGGGUAAAUUAUUCGGGAAGCAUGCAUACAAGAAUCAACCGGCAAGCAACGAGUUGCCCGAAGAUCUCGAGCAGAUUUAUCAAAUGCGGAAAGAGAUGGCAGAUGCUCAGCCCGUGCGCCAAUUCGAGCUUCCGUUUCCGCAGUCCGAUGUUCGCUUCGACGACGAGAUCUUGGAGACUGAGUCUCUAACCGAAUCUAUGAUUGCAGUUGGACCGCCAGUAGACUCUGAUCAGCCGCGACGUGCUGGACGACUGCCUCAAGGCGCCAAACGCUUGCGCGAAGACAUGUCACGUUUUUCCUCACCCCAGCUCGAGUCAGCGGCUAUCUCACGACCCACAACGCCAGCAAUUCAGCCAGCCAUCAAACGCAUCAAGCUGAACAACGGCCAGGCUGCCAGAACAAAACGCUCGCCUGUUAAGAAUCGGGAUGGUGGGCCUAUUGCUGGUGUAGCAUUCAAUGGGGGUGGCGUUUCGAGACAGUCGGGGCCUGAUGACAACGAUCCAAAUUCGCCAGCAUCAGAGAGCGAUGAUCUCUGCUCUGCCUGCAGAGGUGCAGGCGAGUUCGUGUGCUGUGAAGGCUGCCCGCGCGUCUUUCACCUUCUUUGCUGCGAUCCACCGCGUGUGCAAGUACCAGAAGGGUCGUUCUACUGCUAUGAUUGCACUGUCAGGUUGAGCCCGCCCGAAGAGCCUGCUGCCGAAACUUUCGCAGGCCUUGGACCGCUAUUCACCCUUCUGGAGAGGACAAACCCACGCGCUUUUGCCCUGCCACAUGACGUCCAGAUUCAUUUCGAAGACGUGUCUGCACGGGGUGAUGGAUCGUACUUCGAGGAAAUCAAGAAGUUCCCACUGGCGAAAAGCAGCGGCUACGGCUAUCAGAGGCCUGACUACAUUAAAGUCCUUGAUGGCGACAAGCCCAUUUUGUGCGUUCAAUGUGGCGUGUCGAGUGGCGGCAAGCGUCAGAUGCUGAAGUGCGACUUUUGUAACGCAUAUUGGCAUUUGGACUGUGUCGAUCCACCCCUCGCUAACCCCCCACACAUCAGCCUAGAGGCAUCUCAACGCGAUGCUUGGAGGUGUCCGCGACACAUCGAGCAUGACCUUCGCAGUGGAUUAUUGCUACAGAAUGAUCUCAACCAGGCGUACGACGAUGUCGACAUGGAUGAUGACACCUUUGCCCGAGUCCCACGUAAGCUCCGGAGGCGCAAGAAUCCCAACUUUGUUGAACCGACCUUCUCUCGUGGCAUGCGCAACAACGGCCUGAUCGAAAUCAUCAACGACCCUGAUGACGACACCGAUGGAGAAGGCAAUUACACUGGCUUCGAGUUCAAGGAUGUCAAUUCUAAGGUUUACCGUGUGCCUGAGCGAGGACUCAUUACUGACUUUCUCAGCAAAGUCAAGAGCCGGAGGAUCGCGCGAGAUCACGAGGCGCAGCACAGGGCAUACACUGCUGCCCAGCGCAAGGUCUCGAUGCAGAACUUCGUGACUCAUUCCUUUCAACAACAACAGGCAGCACUCAACCUGGCACUUCUUGCUAACAGGGAGCGGGAUAUCGGCCUGAGCGAAGGCAACAUCGACAGUCUCGUCCUCACCCUCACUGCCGAAGCUCCUCAGGAGGUCAUCGCAGCCAUGACCAACUCUGCUCCCCCUCCUAUUGCUGAUGAUGAGCGCGCACAGCUCUUGAAGCUGCAAGAGCUCAUUCAGCGUCGCCUCAACGCCUCUUGA